AUGGAGCCCGGGCCGCGGCGGCGGCGCAGUUGCCUCCACCUGGUCUCCACUUUCCUGCGCGACCCGGGUUCAGGGCGCGUGUACAAGCGCGGGAAGCUGAUCGGCAAGGGCGCCUUCAGCCGUUGCUAUAAGCUGACGGACAUGUCCACCAGCACCGUGUUUGCUCUCAAGGUGGUGCCGCGUGGUGGAGCCAGGGCCUGGGGUCUGUGCCCCUUUGGGAAGGUGGAGAGAGAGAUCGCCCUGCACAGCCGCCUGCGACACCGCAACAUCGUGGCCUUCCACGGACACUUUGCUGACCAUGACCAUGUGUACAUGGUAUUGGAGUACUGCAGCCGAAAGUCAUUGGCUCACGUGCUAGAGGUGCGGCAGACGCUGACGGAGCCAGAGGUACGCUACUACCUGCGGGGCCUGGUCAGCGGCCUACACUACCUGCACCAGCAGCAUAUUGUGCACCGAGACCUAAAGCUCAGUAACUUUUUUCUGAACAAGAAUAUGGAGGUGAAGAUCGGUGACCUGGGGCUGGCUGCCAGGGUGGGGCCAGGGGGCCGAUGCCACAGAGUGCUCUGUGGGACCCCAAAUUUCCUGGCCCCAGAGGUUGUCUCCAGGAAUGGGCACACCUGCCAGUCAGACAUCUGGGCUCUGGGCUGCAUCAUGUAUAUGGUGCUGACUGGCGCCCCACCCUUUGUGGCAGCUCCCCUGUCAGAGAUGUAUCAAAAUAUCCGAGAAAGCCGUUAUCUGGAGCCUGCCCACUUGUCGCCCAAUGCUUGUCGCCUUAUCGCCCGCCUGCUGGCACCCAACCCGGCUGAGCGGCCCAGCCUAGACCACAUAUUGCAGGACAACUUCUUCACGCAGGGUUUCACUCCGGACCGGCUGCCACCCCACUCCUGCCGCAGCCCUCCCAUUUUUGCCAUUCCUCAGCCUCUGGGCAGGCUUUUCCGGAAGGUGGGCCAGCAGCUAAUAAGCCAGUGCCGGCUACCCUGCCCCUUCACUCCUGAUGAAGACUCAUGUCCUGGAGAAGAUGGUCCUGACCCUGACUCCAUGGACAGGGUCAGUGAGAGAGGGGCUCCCAGACCUGAGAUCCCUGUCCACCUGCUCACCCAAGGGAUCCUCCAGAGUGACCCAGCUGGGCCUGAGGGGAGCUCAAGGCAUGAGGUGGAGGAGGCCAUUAGAAACCUACAGCUCUGCCUGAACCCUGGACCCCCAGCCAUGCGGAGCCCCCCAAGGGAGCAACAGUCCAUCCUCUGGGACCCAAAAUGGGUGCAUUAUUCCAGCAAGUACAGCUUUGGCUACCAGCUGUCAGAUGGGGACAGUGGUGUCUUGCUUUGGGAUGGCACCCACGUGGCCUUGUGUCCCCCAGGGGGUAACCAAGUCAGCUACAUGCUUGACCGAGGGAAGCUGGAAAUCUUUGCCCUGAGGGAUGUGCCCAGCCUGCUGGGCGCCAAGCUGGCUGUCCUUUGACUUGCUGGCUUCAUGCUGCAGCGGCUUUGAGAGGAGGGGGGCCUGCCUGUGCCCACCUAGUCUGCCAGCCCCAGCCUCCACCUGCUGUACUUUCUUGCAUUCCAGAGGGCCCUGCUGCUGCUCUUCAGUGAUGGGACAGUGCAGGUGAGCACGGGCCCUUAUCCUCAGGAGCUCCUGGGGGGUCAGCAGUCAGCUGCAGUGGAGACCAGGUUCAACUGGUGCUGA
Molossus molossus (Pallas's mastiff bat) is the source of this 1683-nucleotide messenger RNA. RefSeq names its product polo like kinase 5 (inactive) (gene PLK5). Gene Ontology annotation, molecular function: protein serine/threonine kinase activity; ATP binding; protein binding. The record is from RefSeq and is a predicted model, not a curated record. Gene Ontology annotation, cellular component: centrosome; cytoplasm; nucleus. Gene Ontology annotation, biological process: mitotic cell cycle; protein phosphorylation; regulation of cytokinesis. NCBI's taxonomy places the organism in Eukaryota, Metazoa, Chordata, Mammalia, Chiroptera, Molossidae.